Messenger RNA from Solanum dulcamara, 1749 nucleotides. RefSeq names its product probable serine/threonine-protein kinase PBL7. The transcript is spliced from 6 exons. Gene Ontology annotation, molecular function: ATP binding; protein kinase activity. NCBI's taxonomy places the organism in Eukaryota, Viridiplantae, Streptophyta, Magnoliopsida, Solanales, Solanaceae. The record is from RefSeq and is a predicted model, not a curated record. The coding region runs from base 260 to 1558 and encodes 432 amino acids. Gene Ontology annotation, biological process: protein phosphorylation.
GGGACACAAUGAAGUACAGAGAAACCAUUAUAUGUGAGUGAAUGAGUCAUCAUGUGGCUAUUGUAUGUAGGGCAAUAUGACCUCCUAUGAAGGUAAAAUUUCAAGCAAUCAUCUUCAUCAUGUGGCUCUAAGUGCAACAUCAUGAUCUACAAAUCCCAUAAACCAAAUUCCAUAUAUUCUCAUAUUGCACCCUCAUAAUUCUUUCCUCACACACAAAAAAAAGUCCAUUUUUUAUUUUUCUUUCUUUCUUUCUGUGAUCAUGGAAGAUAACUAUAGCCAUAGCCAUCAUCAAUUGGACUCUCAAAGUCAUAAAAACCACCAGCAUAAUGACAUGCUCCCUUCAACAUCUGUUCUGUUGAUUAUUGUUCCAAUCAUAAUUAUAAUCUUGCUUAUUGCAAUAUCUCUUCUCAUUGUGAUGCUUAAGCGGAUAAAAUCCGCUAAACACAAUGGAAUGAAUAGUUCAAAAAGUGUAAGCAACAACAGCAAUUGUAUGUUCGUUGCACACAGCACCAUCGACAUCCAUUCAAGCCCAGAUGUAAAGGGUGGAUGUCUGCCUGGACAUGGAGGAAGUUCAGGGCGGAUGCCAGAAACUAAAUUGAGAGGAGUUCAAGUAUUUACAUACAAGCAGCUGGAGAUGUCUACAGACAAAUUCAGUGAGGCAAAUGUGAUUGGGAAUGGCGGUUAUGGGGUUGUCUUCAGAGGAGUACUCAUUGAUGGGACUGUGGCUGCAAUUAAAGUUCUGCAAAGGGAAGGCAAGCAAUGGGAACGUUCUUUUAGAUUGGAGGUGGAUUUAUUAAGUCGCUUACACUCUCCUUACUUGGUUGAACUUCUUGGCUACUGCGCAGACCAACAUCAUAGGCUCCUAAUUUUUGACUAUAUGCCUAAUGGUUCACUCCAGCAGCAUCUCCACAGCGCGCAUAAACAAUCCAAAAACUCAUUAAACUGGGGAGUUAGAUUGAGAAUAGCCCUUGAUUGUGCUAGAGCUUUGGAGUAUCUGCAUGAGCACACAACCCCAUCAGUUAUCCACAGAGAUUUGAAGUGCAGUAAUGUUCUACUUGAUCAAAAUUUCAGAGCUAAGGUUUCUGAUUUUGGUUUAGCUAAAAUUGGCUCAGACAAAUUGAACGGUCUGAUCUCAACGCGAGUAUUAGGGACCACGGGAUAUUUGGCCCCAGAGUAUGCUUCAACUGGCAAACUUACAACAAAAUCAGACGUAUACAGUUAUGGUGUGGUUCUUCUAGAGCUAUUGACAGGCCGUGUACCAAUCGACACAAAGAGGCCUCCUGGAGAACAUGUGCUUGUCUCAUGGGCUCUUCCAAGAUUGACAAACAGAGAAAAAGUAGUUGAAAUGGUAGAUCCAACAUUACAAGGACAAUACACCAAGAAGGAUCUAAUCCAGGUAGCUGCUAUAGCAGCAAUGUGCGUGCAAACAGAAGCAGAUUAUCGUCCGUUAAUGACGGAUGUUGUGCAAUCCUUAGUACCUCUUGUUAAGACAUACUCUUCUUCAUACCCUGCCAAUUCCUUCAGAUCAUGUAACCAGACCGUGAGCCCAAGGUCUUAGGAGCCAUUCAUUCGGAAUCCGAAGACGUUUCCAACAUUAUUCGUGAUUCAACAUUUCAUGAUUCCCAUUAAAGUUAGUAUUUUAUCACAUGUUGGACAAUGACAACCUGUAACAAACAUCUGGUUAAAGCAAUAAGGCUUAUGUAUUUUAAUAAAAGCACCCUGAACUCUAUUAAACCAUUUUAGUAAUGC